UUUUUUUUUUACUAUUCAAAAUAUUUCAAACUUCACUUCACUCAAAUAUUAUCGUUGCUUUUUUAAUAUAUUUAUGAUUUAUUUAUGUAGUAAAUUACUGUAAAAUACUCAUUGCGUAGUUCCUUUAAACGUUCACACGUCGUAAUGCUUUGACAUCGUAAAUCCUCAAUCAAUAAAAUAUGUCACAUACUAAAGGACCCGGAUUGUACGAAUUUUUAAUCGAAGCCGAACUGCAACAGUAUUAUUCCGGUCUGAAAAAUGACUUGAAAGUACAAAAUGUCGCUCAUCUUAAAUACGUAGCAGAACAGGACCUCGAUCAGUUGGGAAUGACGAAACCAGAGAUCAGAAGGCUGAAAAAAUUCUACCUCAAACACUUUCCUCAAAAUUAUUUCGCCAAAUUUAAAAAAAUGAUCCUAUCGAAGGAAGAGAAAGAUAGUUGGGAUUUGAUGAUACCAGAAGAUAACGGAUUAGAUAGUAAACCUCCAGUCAGGGUACCUAACAAACAUAUCAUUCCUGCUGAUUCAAUAUUGGUUAAUAAAGAACUCGGUACUGGAGAAUUUGGGGUUGUUCAACAAGGUGUAUGGACUAAUGAAGGAGAACGAAUUCAAGUAGCCAUAAAAUGUUUAAGCAGAGAAAGAAUGCAAAGUAAUCCGAUAGAGUUUUUGAAAGAAGCUGCCAUUAUGCAUUCUAUAGAUCAUGAACAUAUCGUACGACUUUACGGAGUGGUACUGGAUACAAAUGCGUUAAUGCUGGUUACCGAAUUAGCACCGCUUAGAUCUCUACUAGAGUGCUUAAAAGAACCAUCGCUUAGAUCAAGUUUUCCUGUACUAACUUUGUGUGACUUCUCUAUUCAAAUUUGCGACGGAAUGCAGUACCUUGAGACGAAACGAUUGAUACACAGAGAUUUAGCUGCUCGAAACAUACUGGUAUUUUCGAAAAAUAAGGUGAAAAUUUCUGAUUUUGGAUUAUCUAGAGCUCUAGGCGUCGGUAAAGAUUACUAUCAGACUAAUUUCAACGUGAAUCUCAAAUUACCCAUUGCUUGGUGCGCUCCGGAGUGUAUUAGUUAUUUGAGAUUUACUUCGGCUUCCGAUGUAUGGGCAUAUGGAGUUACAUUGUGGGAAAUGUUCAGUUAUGGGUUCCAACCUUGGGCUGCUCUAACCGGUCAUCAAAUUUUAGAGGCUAUCGACGAGCCAAACUUUCAGAGAUUAGAGCAUCCUGAAUGUUGCCCGAAAGAGUAUUACAGCCUGAUGCUGAAAUGUUGGCAACACGAUCCGAAUAAAAGGCCUAGAUUUUCUGAUCUGAUGACAUUAUUACCAGAGUGUAAACCCGAACAAGUCCAAGCUAUUCAAGAUUCCGUUGACGAACGUAUGAAAAGAGAUCAAUUACCAUACAGAGUAGGAGACGUGAUAACGGUUCUAAAUAAAUCACCCGUUGCUUCCAUACCGAAUUGCUGGAAAGGUGUUCUAAAUAACGGAAAAUCCGGAUUAUUCAAUCCUGCUCAUACGGUCGCGUAUAUUGGAUCUAAUUUACCGUCUAAUAAACCUGGAGAAUUUGUACGAGGAGAAAGUAAAAUAUACGCUUCGAGAAGAAGUAAACUGAGACCGGAGAUGAUAUCACGACCUCAAGGUGAACUUAAACAUACUGGUCAUGUGGGUUUAGACGGAGCAUAUUUUGGAGAUAUUUCGUUCCUUGGAUCUGGAACGAAAUAUAAUCAUUUACCUCAUCAAAUUGUGACGCCAUAUAAGCCACAAGAUGACUGUACAAAUUCAACUGAACCUUCCACGCCAUCGAAAAUAUUCUCUGAUCGUGCGCCUUUGUUAUCUCCAGAGAAAGGAAAAUCUACUCAUAGUAGUAAUAUUUGGUUGGAUUACGAAAGUAUCAGGGCACCUUGCAAUUCAGCUUCGAAAUGUGGCAAAUUAACUGAUCACGAAUAUCAUGAAAUCGGUAAUGAAGAACUGAACGCUGAAAGCCCUAGAUUUGAGAAAACAUUCGAUUUUGGGCCCAGCCUGUUGGAUGAGAUGGAUGCUAUGUUUAAAACAUUAGGUUCGGAGAAGAACAACUCGAUGGUGGCUGGUGUGAGUAAUUAUGCCUCUUCACCUCCUCCGUCACCUCUGGAUGCCGAUAUAAAUAAACGUAACGAAUUGAGAGAGAUAGCCGCUUCUGUGGCAGCCACGAUGCACAAAGGGAAGAAAAAACAAGCUAUGGUGAAACCGAUAUCAGCUGCUGACGAAAAAACCCUAGAUUCAGCUAUAGCGAUGGCCAAUGAACUAGCAGCUAGAUCCCUGAACGAUUUGGACAGUAAAUCGCAUCAAUUACCCGAUUCUCCGGUCACUCCUGUGUCACCAAAUAAACGUAAAUUCUCAUUCCGGUUCCCAACUCCGGUGACCGGACAUUCUUCAUCACGACCGGAGGGGAAAACAUUCUCCGAUGAAGCUGCCUCGAUACCCGACAUACAGGGAUGUUUAAGCGAAGAAGCCAAGGUCGCUUAUAACGCUUUGAUCGAGCAACCAGCUGUAUCUAACGCGGUGGUAAUGACUCAUGUGCCACCUGUAAUGGAAACAGUGAGCCCAUUGAAGAUGUUGAAAGCUGUGCCGGUAAUUCGAUCUAAAUCUAGAGCUAAUAAGAAUCAGGUCGCAUGUGCUGCUGAUCAAGCUACCAGUUCGACGUCCAAUGAUGUGAUGGGAGAUGACACGUGUCCUGAGAAGUCUACAUCGGAGAUGUCUGCGUUGGAGAAAGUUGAUGGUUGUAACGCGAUUCCUUUACCACCACGAGACCGAAGUAAACCUUUGAACGUGGCGAAACCCAGACAUCAGAGGAAACAUCCGUUGAUUAUUCCAGGAGGUGAGCAGAGGUUGCUAGAUAAAGUAAACAUAACGGAAAAUGAAAAUGCUAACGUUUUUCCUGGCGCAGAACUAAUCAACUCGGAAUCUUCGGAAUUUCCGGUAUCGACGUCUAAAUUCAACGAGCCCGUCGACGACAGCUUCGAUCAAAGAAUCGCCUCCGAGCUAGACGCGUUGGAUAAUUUACAACUAGAGCAAUCCUCCGGUUCGACUCAAGGCUGUGAUAUAUUCUCGGUGAAAAGCGUGACCGAAAGCAACGGACCCGACGUUAUGAUCUGUUCUACACCUAAAAAACCCACCACAUUGACGAUUGUCCCAACCGAAAGUGCCAUUUCGACAGAAAAUUUCACGCCGUUCGAUACACCGGUAUCAUGCGAAGAUCUAGUCGACUUGAACGAAGGCGAUAAGACUCCGGUCAUCGCUGCCCAUGCUCCUGAGAGAAAAACCAGCGUGGAUAAAGGAACGAAUAGCGAUAAAGUUAGAAUCAUGGAGAAAGUUUUAGGACCCAGGGUAUCCGGAGAACAAUGCGUAAGUGCUUUGAAUAUCACCGAUUGGGACGUUCAUCGAGCCAUAAAAUUAGCCAGAUUAGAAUCCCUUCUAUCAAACGAUCCACGUACAAGAAACGUCACCGAUAAGGUUACCAACAUAUCAGCCUUAGAAGCGAUGAACUGGGAUGUCGCCAAAGCAGCUACUCUAAUUAUUAAUAAUCUCAAAGCAACCUGAUCCUAUAAUACGAAAUGUACUUCUCAUUCAAGGUGUCAUUUUAUUAAUACAUAAUAGAGAAAAAAAUAAUGCCAGUUCCUAAAGGACGAACUUUUCGCGUUUGUGCUAUUUUAACAUUAAUGGUGCUUAUCGUUGUUAGUAUAAUAUUAACGCGUUUAGCAUAAUUAUCCUUAAUAUCCCCCCUCGCGCCACUCGCAGCUAUUGGCUCGAAAGCUCAAGCUACUCCUUAAGUAUUACCAUUAGAGUAUUAUUUCUUUGUUGAGUUUAUAAUCGCUAAGUUAUCUCGCUUGUUGAUCUGGUAUUGAUGGCUAAAUACCAAAGAUGAAAAGAAGCGCCGCUUUACUCUUUCGUGUACGUAAAUUAAUACGCAUAUUACUUUUUUUUUUUUUUUGCGAAUGGCUGCAUUUUCAUUAUACUUACUGAGUAAGUUUUAAUCAAAUCAUACAGUAUUAUUUAUAAAGGAUCUUUGAUGUUGUUCGCAUUAAUAAUUAAGUUAUAUUUUUGAUUUUUCUCCCCUUUUUUCUUUAUUUUUUUUUUUUUACGAAUAUUAUUUAUUGUAUAAUGGUACUCGGUUGUGUACAUCGAAUCAAAAAAAAUCUAUAUUUACCUGAUUCUUAUUUUCAAACACUUGUGUUCAAAGGUAAACUGAGAUGUUUUUAUUUUUGAUAUUCGAAUAUUAUCGUUUUGGUAAUUUUAUACUAAUAUUAUAUUAUUAUUAUUUUUUUAUUAAUUCGGUGGUUGUUCAGCGUACAUUAUUAUGGUUGUGUUCAUUAACAUCGUAUUAAACGUUUAUUCUAAUGUGUUCUGUGUUUUUUGAUUUUUUGAAAUUUUAGUCUUUUAGGCAUAAGAAGGGUCAUCGGAGGGGUUUUUACAUCAUUUUUAGUAUUGGUUUGACCUAAAUAUCGAUGUUUUUGAGAUGAAGAUUUCAAAUUAAGAAACACACUAAAUAAGUAAACAAGUAUAUUUUUAAAAAUUGCAAAAUAAUUUUUGUACUUUAAGAAAAAAAAUCGCAAUUAGGUACAUAACAUUUAAAAGGAAAUAUAAAUAUAAAAUAAAAUUAAAAUAAUCGUAUAAGUAAAAAAAAAAAAGAAAGAAAAAAAGAAAAAACAACAAUAACAGUAAUAAUACAUUUCACUUUAAAACUUACACGAUACCAAAUAAGAACGGUAAAAAGAUAACGACAUUAAAAUUACUUGUUAUAAAUAAUAUAAAUUAAUAUAUUGCAUUAAAAAUUAUAAUCUCGUUCAUCGCUACGCUGCUUUCCCUGGCAUAUGAAAAAAAAAUAUUUGCUUCAAAAUGCAAAACUUUUACACGAUGCGUCGAAUUAAUCCUGUAUAAUUUUUUAUUUAAAAGAACACAAAUUCCUCUCUUAAUGACUUUUCGCAUUCUAAUCGAAAAAAAAACAAUAAAUAAUUGGGGAUAUAUUACGGUAACUACCAUUCUGCUGUUCAACGGUCGAUUUGGGUACACGAAAAAAAAAUCUGUAUCAAAGGCUCGACAAUAAGGAAGACUGAGCCGGUACAAAAACAAAGACUAGAACAACAGAUUCGACAUUUUGCACUUGUAAAAAUAAUAUUAAAAAAAAAAAAUUAUACAAAUUGACGAGAAAAAGUACUCCGCUAAAAAAGGGGAAAUUCGCCUGGUAACGUGAUAAACUGACC
Messenger RNA from Planococcus citri (citrus mealybug), 5224 nucleotides. RefSeq names its product activated Cdc42 kinase-like (gene Ack-like). Gene Ontology annotation, molecular function: protein tyrosine kinase activity; protein binding; ATP binding. NCBI's taxonomy places the organism in Eukaryota, Metazoa, Arthropoda, Insecta, Hemiptera, Pseudococcidae. Gene Ontology annotation, biological process: protein phosphorylation. The record is from RefSeq and is a predicted model, not a curated record. The coding region runs from base 180 to 3563 and encodes 1127 amino acids. The transcript is spliced from 21 exons.